Molecule: messenger RNA, 904 nt
Organism: Andrographis paniculata
Lineage: Eukaryota; Viridiplantae; Streptophyta; Magnoliopsida; Lamiales; Acanthaceae
Product: eukaryotic translation initiation factor 5A-2
Exons: 5
Coding region: 112-591 (159 amino acids)
Biological process (GO): positive regulation of translational elongation; positive regulation of translational termination
Molecular function (GO): translation elongation factor activity; RNA binding; ribosome binding
Source: RefSeq, a predicted model, not a curated record
CCAAUACGCAGCAACGUAUAUGCUUUCACACCACACCCUCCAAACAAACUGCACCUCUCUCUCUCUCUGAACCGAUUCUGCUUAUUGUUGUAGAAACAGCUGCUGUUGAGGAUGUCGGACGAGGAGCAUCACUUCGAGUCGAAGGCUGACGCCGGAGCGUCCAAGACAUUCCCACAGCAGGCGGGGACUAUUCGUAAGAACGGAUAUAUCGUCAUCAAAGGCAGGCCUUGCAAGGUUGUGGAGGUUUCUACUUCCAAAACUGGAAAGCACGGCCAUGCCAAGUGCCAUUUUGUUGCAAUUGACAUCUUCACUGGGAAGAAGCUCGAAGAUAUUGUCCCUUCUUCCCACAACUGUGAUGUCCCACAUGUCAAUCGCACUGAUUACCAGCUUAUCGAUAUUUCUGAGGAUGGAUUUGUGAGCCUGCUCACUGACAAUGGCAACACUAAGGAUGAUCUCAGGCUUCCAACUGAUGAGAAUCUGCUUGCUCAGAUCAAGGAUGGAUUUGCGGAGGGGAAGGAUCUUGUCGUGAGCGUUAUGUCGGCUAUGGGAGAGGAACAAAUUUGUGCGCUCAAGGACAUAGGCCCCAAGUAGUUUGCUAUGCUUCCGAGCAAGUAAAGGUGAGUGAUAUAUCUAUAUCUAUAUAUAGAUGAAUCUAACGAGUUAUGGGGAACUCCAACAGGCAUCUUUUGUCAUGUUUGUGUUAUAUAUAUGGGUUUGGGGGGUGUUAUUGAUGGUUUUUGGCCUCAGCUAUUAUGCCAAAAUGUUACUCUUAUUAUGCUUUAAUUUACUUUCUUUGUUUUUAAUGUCAUCACGCUUACAUUAUUAUUAUUAUUAUUAUUGUAUUUGUGAGGAUAAUUGUAUGCCAUGCCAUUUUCACUUUAUUGAGGUUUGAUGGUUGUAUGUU